GCUGCCUAGGCGGCGGGACGGCGCGCCUGGCGGCCAGGAGGGUGCACUGAAAGAAGGCCGGCGAGCCCUGGUCACCGCGGUUCCCGAUCGGGUUCCUCUUCGGUCCGCGGGUCUGUGGGAGAGAGGAUCGAUCGCCGACACAGGGCGCGGGGAGCCGGGCUGCCCCGUCGGGGGAAUCUGAGACGUCCUCUAGGCUGCGUGUGCUUGUCGUGUCCGGAGCGCGUCCACUGUGUCCACCGACCCCUUCGGUGCCUGGUCCUCGAGCCCUCACGGCGUGCACCAUGAGCGGCGGCGAAGUGGUUUGCUCGGGAUGGCUCCGCAAGUCCCCCCCGGAGAAGAAGUUGAAGCGUUAUGCGUGGAAGAGAAGGUGGUUUGUGUUGCGCAGUGGCCGUUUGACCGGAGACCCCGAUGUCCUGGAGUAUUACAAAAAUGAUCAUGCCAAGAAGCCUAUCCGGAUUAUUGAUUUAAAUUUAUGUCAGCAAGUUGAUGCUGGGUUGACAUUCAACAAAAAGGAAUUUGAAAACAGCUACAUCUUUGAUAUCAACACUAUCGACCGGACUUUCUACUUGGUGGCAGAUAGUGAGGAAGACAUGAACAAGUGGGUCCGUUGUAUCUGUGACAUCUGUGGGUUCAAUCCCACAGAAGAAGAUCCUGUGAAGCCGCUGGCCAGCUCCUCACAAGCACCUGGUGAUUCACCUUUUGCUAUAAAUACAGCACCAGCCUCCACCCAGAUGGAAGCCUCUUCAGUCACCCUACCUCCUUCUUACCAGCUCAUCAGCCUCCCGCCACACCCAGACCUCGGCCUCCAGGAUGACCCACAAGACUACCUCUUGCUGAUCAACUGUCAGAGCAAGAAGCCUGAACCCACCAGAACCCAUUUUGACUCUGCCAAGCCCACUUCUUCUGAGACAGACUGCAAUGACAACGUCCCUUCCCAUAAGGCUCCUGCUUCCUCCCAGAGCAAACACGGAAUGAAUGGCUUUUUCCAGCAGCAAAUGAUGUAUGACUGCCCACCAUCCCGAGUUCCAUCAGUCUCUGGAGAGUCCAGCCUCUAUAACCUGCCGAGGAGCUAUUCCCAUGAUGUGUUGCCAAAGGAAUCUCCGUCAAGUACUGAGGCAGAUGGAGAGCUUUACGUCUUUAAUACCCCAUCUGGGACUUCAAGUGUAGAAACUCAGAUGAGACAUGUGUCUAUUAGUUACGACAUUCCGCCAACACCUGGUAACACUUACCAGAUUCCACGGACAUUUCCAGAAGGCACAUUGGGACAGUCAUCAAAGCUGGACACCAUUCCUGAUAUCCCCCCACCUCGGCCACCAAAGCCACAUGCAACUCAUGACCGGUCUCCUGUGGAAACGUGUGGAGUCCCACGCACGGCCUCAGACACUGACAGCAGUUACUGUAUUCCUACAGCAGGCAUGCCGCCCUCCCGGAGUAAUACCAUUUCCACCGUGGAUUUGAACAAGUUGCGGAAAGAUGCUACUUCUCAAGAUUGCUAUGAUAUUCCACGAACCUUUCCAAGCGAUAGAUCUAGUUCCCAGGAAGGCUUCCCCAACCAGUUUAAAAUCAAAAACAUAUUGACAGCAGGAGGUGUCUCAGGCGAAGAACUAGAUGAGAACUACGUUCCCAUGAACCCCAACUCACCACCGCGACAACAUUCCAGCAGCUUUACGGAGCCAAUUCAGGAGCCAAACUAUGUGCCAAUGACCCCCGGGACCUUUGAUUUUUCUUCAUUUGGAAUGCAAGUCCCUCCCCCUGCUCAUAUGGGCUUUAGGUCCAGCCCAAAGACCCCUCCCAGGAGGCCAGUUCCUGUUGCUGACUGUGAACCACCCCCGGUGGAUAGGAACCUCAAGCCAGACAGAAAAGCCAAGCCGGCACCUUUAGAGAUAAAACCUCUGUCAGAAUGGGAAGAGCUGCAAGCCCCAGUCCGAUCUCCUAUCACCAGGAGCUUCGCCAGGGACUCCUCUAGGUUUCCCAUGUCCCCUCGGCCUGAUUCUGUGCACAGUACAACAUCGAGCAGUGACUCUCAUGACAGUGAAGAGAACUACGUCCCCAUGAACCCAAAUCUGUCCAAUGAAGAUCCGAAUCUCUUUGGCAGCAACAGCCUUGAUGGAGGGAACAGCCCUAUGAUCAAACCCAAAGGAGAUAAACAAGUGGAGUACCUGGAUUUAGACCUAGAUUCUGGGAAGUCCACACCACCACGGAAGCAAAAGAACAGUGGUUCUGGCAGCAGCAUGGCAGAUGAGAGGGUGGAUUACGUCGUGGUGGACCAACAGAAGACUCUGGCCCUGAAGAGUACCAGGGAAGCUUGGACGGAUGGGAGGCAGUCCACAGAGUCGGAGACGCCCACCAAGAGUGUGAAGUGAAGACACACCAUCGCCACUGCCAACAGCCGAGUCCUGAGUGGAAAGAGAGAUGCCAAAUGAAGAUGCUUCUUCUCUCUCAGUGGAGCCUCAAGCCAGCAGAGCAGAGAAAAGGACACAUGUUCAAGCAAAUUAGGUUGUGAAUGGUGCUGUGUGGUAUUGGAUUUAUAAUAUGUAAAUAACCUGGGGAAAUAGUGUUUUAGUUCCCAGAGAAGCAUCUGUCCCUAGUUAACACAUCUGUAGUAUUACUAUACUGAUGCACUUUUCAUUUAAAACCUUGGUUUGGGUCGUCCCGAUCUACCUUAACAGAUUUUCCUCAGGAGGUCUUUUUGCCUCAUCACACUACUCUAUAUAACAGUACUAAGUAAAAUGAGCUACUUUUAAUUCUGGAAAUUUCAGUCAAAGCUACAGGCUAACACCAUUAAAACGAGAAGCAGGUUGACAAAUUCUCUUUUCCCUUGAAGGUGAUAGCCAUUACCUUAAGCUGUAGAAUAUAGUUGGACUUGUCCUUCGUUGUUUUCCAAAAAUUCUGGGGGUAAUGUAUAUACUGGGUCAGGCCUAGUUCCCCGACUCAUGUACACUUAGGUUUUAAUAGUAGGACUUUGUUAUUUUUUGUUAAUUACAGUGUUUUGGGUUCAUUGUGUUAAGGUUCUGCUGGGUAGGAUCUUGCACCUUUAAAAGACUGCCUCUUAGUUACACUAAUAAGCCCACACACCAUCCACACCAUGGAUUGAUGAUCUGCUCUUAUCCUGGUCAUGUGUAUUAAACCUUGUUUGCAAAAGGCAGAUUAUACGACUGACUAAUCAGGUACGUUCAGGGCACUGAUGUGCUAAUACAGUGAUUGGAUCAGACAAGGCGCUUCAGUUACCUGUCUGUUAAUCCUAAGCUUGGUUUAGAAUUAAUGAACCAGUUGGCAUUCACUGUCCGUUGCAGCAACAUACUGUGAUUUUGAAUCAACUAGACAGGCGUUCAAGAUUGCUACUCUUGGAAAUGGCCCUCUCAACACCGUAGUGCCCUUCCUAAGCUUUUCUUUCUUAAUAUUCUUCUUGGCCUUAUAUUUAAAUCCCUAUGCAAUUAAUGUUUUAUAUCUGAAUUUUUAAAAAAAGAAAUGUCAUUUUAAGUGAUUCUUGUAUGUAGCAAGCACCUAUUGCUUUUGUGAGUAAAUGAAUUAAGAAUUUUGUACUGUGAUUUGUACUCACUGCCCUAAUUCCCCAACUGUUAGAGCCUUGCUGUGCUGUGAACCACUGUAGUCAUGACCACCACCCAGCCAGAUCUGAGUCACAGAGGAAUGGAGUCUCUCACCUGUAAGGUGACAUCGUCUGGUGUGGACGUUCAGGCUUUGAAUUAGUGUCACUGCAAUUACACGUGUCCAUCUAGCUUUGCCACAUAACUUGAGAAGCAGCUAGCAUUUUCCAUUGUUCACCCAAGUAAGGACAAUGUCUCUGCAUUGAUCUGAGACUCACUGGUGGCUUGAGGAGUGGACAAAGAGAACAGAAUGUCUACAGCUGAGGCUUGUCUUUCUCCGUUCAGACCUCUCACCUGUUGCCUGAGUACACAAUGCAGCCUGCUUUCUGGCCCACUGGCCACUGUACUGUGCCCAAUCCAUGUUCUCUGCUCUUUUUCCAGUCAGUCUACAAGCUGUGUUCAUAAGUACAUGAAAUGUAGAAUAGUAACAUUAGAUGCUUUUAAAUGUUUGCUUCUUUUUAAAUAAAAACUAAAACCUGGAACUGAAUUUUGAGGUGGAUUUUUAAAUAAAAAAAAAUUGUUUGA
Grammomys surdaster is the source of this 4130-nucleotide messenger RNA. It is a transcript of the gene Gab1, whose product is annotated as GRB2 associated binding protein 1. The record is from RefSeq and is a predicted model, not a curated record. The transcript is spliced from 10 exons. The coding region runs from base 282 to 2363 and encodes 693 amino acids. NCBI's taxonomy places the organism in Eukaryota, Metazoa, Chordata, Mammalia, Rodentia, Muridae.